Tetranychus urticae (two-spotted spider mite) is the source of this 3689-nucleotide messenger RNA. RefSeq lists its product as uncharacterized. Gene Ontology annotation, molecular function: protein binding. The record is from RefSeq and is a predicted model, not a curated record. NCBI's taxonomy places the organism in Eukaryota, Metazoa, Arthropoda, Arachnida, Trombidiformes, Tetranychidae.
UCAAUUUUACAGUUGUUUAUUUGCAUUCCUUUUAGAAUCAUGUGAUUUUUUUGGUAAAGAAAUGCCUUACUCGUAUAAUGAUAGACUGAAAGAGUCAAUAGUCAACACUGGCACCAUUUCAGCUUCACGAAUAGUAAACAUUGAUGUUUUUUUCAAUCAAAAUGAAACAACUGCGUAUGUUACGUUCAAUAAUUUGCCUCCAUUAAAAAAUGUUUUUCGUAAUGAAUCCAUUUCUGUUGCUAAAAAGGUUCUGAAAAAGUCAUUAGAGGUAUCAGUUGGAAGCUCAGAUGAAUGUCUUCACUUGUAUACCAAAAGGGCCACGACUUUUGAAGGAGUCGCAUUUUGUGAAAACAAAAUUUGCGCUUCAAUCGAUAAAAUAAAUGACCUGGUCGAGGAUAAAGUGGAUGGUUAUGAUUGCGAGAUUUUUUAUGUUCCAUUGAAGAACUUGAAUCGCUACGACCGAGAAUUGAGUUCCGAUGCAAUACAAAGUGGUCUGAUCAGUAGAGGCCUGAGCUUCAGUCUAUACAAUGGUGCGUCACUUGCUCAGUAUACAAUUGCCUCAAUCACAAAGGUAUCAAAUGAGAUUGAGAAACUGUUCAGUCCACUUUAUACUGGUUAUAAAUUGCCUGGAACCAAUAUCAAGGUACAGUUGGUCAGAGAAGCUAAAAUUUGGGUGAUUGCUAUCAUGCUUGUGCCAAGUCUGAUGGAUGUCAAACAUUCUCAGUUUGUCCAUAUCCUGGUGAAUUUGAUUGCCUUGUUUCAACCUUUGACUCUGCAAUGCUUUCACAGAUUUACUCUCACCAGAUGAAUCAUGUACAGUUUACAGAAGAGAUUUAGUCCACAACUAUAAUCCGAUAUUCAACAGGAGAUACAAAGAUUCAGGUUCAAUUGUAGCUGAUACUCAUCUCGAUAAUUGUGCACUUCUCUGUCAUCAAUCAAGUGAAUGUUAUUCGUUUCAAUUCUGUCAGGGACAGUGUUCAUUCGCUGGAAUCUACACUGACUCAGCUACAGAAUAUCAUCAGAACUGUAGCGUAUAUAUUCCCAAAGUAUCUGAUAAAUUCAUAUAUACUGGUCAUAAGAUUGUCUCUGAAACUCAUCACACUGAAUUAAACCUGACAAUGGACCAAUGUGCAGCACUUUGUGACGCUUGGAAAGCCGGUAAUGAACCAUGUCUAUCAUUCAACUAUUGUCCAGAGGGAAAAACGGAAAGUGUAUGCAGUCUUUCAAAAUCUUCGGCGAAAAAUCCAUCAACACGAUCUGUUGUGUCUGAAAAAUGUACCAAUUACGAAUAUAAAGAUGCUGAGAAAUUGGAUUCCAACCCGAAAAUGGAUCAGGUGAAGGGUACAAGUGGAGAAGCAGCUCUUGGUAUCAUAACACUGUUCAUGAUGGUUGGUCUUGUUGCUGGAAUCACGACUCCAAUUGCUUAUAGAAAGAUAAAAACGUUUAAGAUCCUAGAUACAUCAUUCAAAAUAGAUCAUUCAUUGGAUGAGGAGUGAUUAAUUAAAGAAAAAUUAGGUUUCACUCCAAUAAAAUGAACAGCUUCAACACUUACAAGAUUUUCUGAUACAAUAUCAAUUGAUUAGUAAAAAUGUACAAUAAACACAAAAUACGAGUCCUUAGCUGGCUGAUCCAGUGAAUCACUAAAUAAACAAGACUGACUGACAACUGUGAGUCGACUGGUUGUUAAGUUAAACCUAAAAUUAGCCUUCUUUUUGUAUUGUAUUUUUCAUUGAAAUUUUUUUGUUUUAUUUUUUACCCACCACAAUUAUACAAUCAAAGUUCUACUUCCAAUUGCCAAUUUUAAAGAUUAAAAGUUUUUACUACUUUACGGUGUUUAUAUGUUCAAGUUUUCAUGAGCAUAUUGUUUGGUUAUCAAUCUGCGCCGAUUAUCCAGUAAGUGAAAUGUAAAAUUGACUGAGUCGGUAGAGUCGGCUAGCUGCUAGUUGGGAACGAAAUUCAAACACUAAUUCAGAGCAAAAAGUGAAGAUUUUAAAAUCCUUCUUGGAUAAUUUAUAAAAUAAUUUUCCAUUCAUGAAGUGACAUAAUUUAAUGGAUAAUGUUAAUCAACCAAUUACCUGAUGACUGUUUACUCUCGAUUUUCCUGUUUGUAGGUGAUUUAGACGAUACAAUCAACUGUUAUAAAGUGUGUGACAGAUGGAAGCGGUUAAUAUCCUAUCGGCUGAGUAAAGUCAAUUUUCUUGAAGGAGCCUCAUCUUCAAGCACAGACAAACAUGAUUGUCGUAUGGAUAAAAUUUAUUUCCAUAAAACCGAUAAGUUACCAGAUAUUGAUUUAUCCCAAUUGUUACCUUCACUUAAGGUUGUUGAUCUAGACACACCGUUGUGCAAGAAGUUGGGUCGAGAUGAAAUAAUCAAAUUACUGGCAACAGCUGAGUCAAUUAAAGGAGCAAAUUUUGAACCCAGGAAUAUGAUGCGCCACAUGACUCACGAUAGCCUAGAAAAUUUGGAAAUGUUAGCAACAUGUGAUUUGGAUUCUUAUUAUAUUAUUGUGCCCGAUAAUGGAGUCAAGAUAAAGCAGCUUGUUCUUAAAGAAUAUUAUGCAUUUGAUUUUGCUCAUCAUGCGAGGCACUUUCCGAAUCUGAAAAGACUUCGGAUUGAGAAUUGUGAUGGUUUACCUGAUGGAUUCUAUGAAGGGCCAAUUUUGAAAAAUCUGGAGAUUCUUGAGCUUGGAUUAUCGUCUUAUUAUGGUACUGAUGAGUAUAUUGGAUUUCGCUUUAUGGAUUCGUGUCCAGCAUUGAGAAGUGCAUUCCAUUUCAUUUCUGAAAAUCGUUUUUUUGUUGACAUUUCAGUCAAAAACUUCAACAUGCAAGAUUUAGUUAUUCAUUAUAGCUACGACCAGAAUUGGGUUUCCUUAAAGAGGCUGUUGACUAAGUAUCCCAAUUUAAAGCACCUUGCUUUGAAAAAUAAUUGCAAGAUACAAGAUGAACAUGUAAAGGAAAUGGUGGCCAUGUUACCAAAGUUGUGUUUACUUGAUUUAAGGGGAUCACCCAGAGUCACAAAAUAUGCUGCUGAUUUUGUGGAUCAAUAUUGCCAAAGACACGGCCGAACUAUCAAGUUUUAUCAUUAUUUAAAGGAUGAUCGAAUCUAUUCAGACUGGCCACAAUUAUCAACAAAAGUAGAAAGAAUAAGUCGAGGAUUUGACUUCAUGAAACAUUGUUUUCUAAAGCAAUUUGGUCAAAUUCCAGUGUUUAUGGUUCCUUACGAUUAGAGAUAUCAAUACAUUUGAUAAACUUCACUAUAUCAACAGCAAUAGACUAAGGAAUCACUCAAAAUUUUUUAGAAACAGAUUCAUUGCCUUUUCUUUAUGAACAUUUUUAGCAUCUGAUAAUUUAAAAUCUGUUAUCAUCAAUAGUAACUUUUUCAUUUGACAAUGAAAGGUUCUGCGGCUAGUAAUGACGCAAAAUUGUCUUGAUUGAAUUAUUUAUUGAUAUUUUUUAUAUAAAAAGACAAAAGCAAGAUCGAUGACUUGAUAAAGAUCAGUGAUCAAGGAUCAUAAAGAGGACAAAAUAAUGCUGAAAUCAACAAUUUAAACCGUUCAAAUUAUUGAUAAAAAAUGCCCUUAAUGCGAUUUUUUGAAAAUUUGUUCAAUCAAUUCAAAAGUUUGUGUUCUUCAUCCUUGUAUCCGGAUGUAGAACCGGACAAUUACAUCCAAUAAAACCUUUAUUAUCUAA